This is a messenger RNA of Vespula vulgaris, 1311 nucleotides long. Its product is annotated as odorant receptor 13a-like. Gene Ontology annotation, cellular component: plasma membrane. The transcript is spliced from 7 exons. The coding region runs from base 18 to 1187 and encodes 389 amino acids. Gene Ontology annotation, molecular function: odorant binding; olfactory receptor activity. Gene Ontology annotation, biological process: sensory perception of smell; detection of chemical stimulus involved in sensory perception of smell. Lineage: Eukaryota; Metazoa; Arthropoda; Insecta; Hymenoptera; Vespidae. The record is from RefSeq and is a predicted model, not a curated record.
UAUCACAAGAACAAAUUAUGACCGUUAACGGAGUUUGGCAAGUGGAGUACGCUUGUGGAUGGAAUUUCUACACCAUGAGAUUCAUGGGUAUUUGGCCAGAAGAAAGAAGUUUCGAUCGAAUGUCGAGCUACAAAGUGUUAAUAGGAGUUGCAUUCAUCAUCUUAUUCUGGGCUAUACCUCAAUACAUACUACUCUAUCUCGAUCGAAAUGAUUUCGAAUUGAUUAUGGAAAAUCUAUCAUUGGACACCAUCAAUGGAACGAUCUCAUUCGUAAAGAUGAUAUUCUUCUGGUGUGGCGGUGGACGGAUGAAGGAUCUUCUCCGCUCGAUGGAAGAAGAUUGGAAGGAAGUGUCCAAGAAGGAAGAUGAAAAUAAAAUGAUGGAAUACGCGAAAUUCAGCAGAAGCUUAGCUAAGAAAGCAACUAUUGUCUGUACUGGUAUUAUCGUUAGUUAUACUAUAAAAAGAUGUCUGUCGAUGCGUACCGAGGGUCGUUUAUAUUUUUUCCCUGCGUAUUUUCCAUUCGAGGCGAUGACUAGUCCAAUAUUCGAAUUUAAGUUCAUCGGUACAAUGAUAGGUUGUACUUAUUAUACAGUAACGUAUACAUCAGUGGACACUUUCCUAGCCAUGUUGGUCCUUCACGUGUGUGGACAACUUUCGAGGCUACAAAACGAAUUGAUGAAUUUGAAUUCCGCUACAAGACAAGAAUUUCAUUUGAAAUUAAGUUAUAUCGUAAAAAGACACGAUUAUCUGAACAGAUUCAUCGAGACGAUAGAUGACGAGUUCAAUAUAAUGCUCCUUGUUCAAAUACUCGGCUGUACCGUGCAGCUCUGCAUGGAAUGUUUUCAAGGACUUCUGUUAAUGUCUGGUGAAGCAGAAGAGAUUCCCUUAAUAGAGGUAUUCUUCUUCGCAUUCUACACCGUUUACGUUCUAAUUCAACUGUAUCUCUACUGUUACGUCGGUGAAAGACUUUGGACCGAGAGUACCGAAAUUGCUAAUGCCGCAUACGAAUGCAAAUGGUACGAUCUACUACCGAACGAAGCUAGAACACUGAUUCUAAUAAUCCGUCGAUCGCGGUCACCUUUGCGUCUAACAGCAGGCAAAUUCUGUGUUUUCAACCAUGAACUUUACAGCAGCGUCUUGAGGACAUCAAUGGGCUAUCUAUCCGUUUUACGUGCAACGAUGAUAUAAAAAGAAUCAUAUGUACGACGUACUACACAAAUAACUAUAUCAUCAUAGAAUCGCAAAUAUCAAUAUAAAAGAUAUCGAGAUCAUAUGAGAUUUUGUUUGUAGUUUCAUUCGAAAAUUUAUUAAA